Corythoichthys intestinalis (scribbled pipefish) is the source of this 7843-nucleotide messenger RNA. RefSeq names its product arginine vasopressin receptor 1Aa (gene avpr1aa). Bases 221 to 1372 code for a protein of 383 amino acids. Gene Ontology annotation, biological process: regulation of systemic arterial blood pressure by vasopressin; cellular response to hormone stimulus; G protein-coupled receptor signaling pathway. The record is from RefSeq and is a predicted model, not a curated record. Gene Ontology annotation, molecular function: peptide binding; vasopressin receptor activity. Lineage: Eukaryota; Metazoa; Chordata; Actinopteri; Syngnathiformes; Syngnathidae. Gene Ontology annotation, cellular component: plasma membrane. The transcript has 2 exons.
ACGCGCUCUCUGAGUGAAAUACGAUUCGGGUUUAAAGUCUCCUCGGCAGCAGAAGCACAGCAGCAGCUCAACGGGCUCCUGUCGCUCCUCCUUGCCGCGCUCGGAUCCACAGCACCUUAUACGGCUCGGCGGGGCACCCGCCCCCCACCACAAUAAGGGGCUACCCUCACACACUUCCACUAUGCCCUGCUCCUGAGCAGCAGUUCAGUCCUACUUGACGAUGGGGAGUCCCGGCGACAACGACAGCGUCCUCCUCCUUAAUAGCUCGGACCCCUUUGCGCGCGACGAGGAGGUGGCCCAGAUGGAGAUCCUGGUGCUGAGCGUCACUUUCGUGGUGGCCGUGGUGGGCAACGUGAGCGUCCUGCUGGCCAUGCACAACACCAAGAGGAAAAUGUCACGAAUGCACCUUUUUAUACGGCACCUGAGCCUGGCCGACCUGGUGGUGGCCUUUUUCCAGGUUCUACCCCAGCUCUGUUGGGACAUCACGUACCGCUUCUACGGACCGGACAUCUUGUGCAGGAUCGUCAAGCAUCUUCAGGUGACCGGCAUGUUCGCGUCCACCUACAUGAUGGUGAUGAUGACCGUGGACCGCUACAUUGCGAUUUGCCACCCGCUGAAGACUCUGCAGCAACCCACCCGGCGCUCGUGCGUUAUGAUCGUGUCGACGUGGACGUGUAGUCUGGUCCUGAGCGUGCCGCAGAUGUUCAUCUUCUCCCUGAGCGAGAUCCAGAACGGCACCGGCGUCAUGGAUUGCUGGGCGCACUUCAUCGAGCCGUGGGGAGCGCGCGCAUACAUCACCUGGAUCACGCUGGGGAUCUUCUUGGUACCCGUGCUCAUCCUGGUGGUGUGCUACGGCUUUAUCUGCCACAGCAUAUGGAAGAACAUCAAAUACAAGAAAAGGAAGAGCGCGGGGAACAAGGACGGGCUGAUCGGCAAGAACUCGGUCAGCAGCAUCACCACCAUCUCCAGGGCCAAACUGAGGACCGUCAAGAUGACGUUCGUCAUUGUGCUUGCAUACAUCGUGUGCUGGGCGCCUUUCUUCACCGUGCAGAUGUGGUCCGUGUGGGAUGACAAGCUCCAGUUCACCGAUUCUGAGAACACAGCAGUAACGCUAACGGCGCUACUGGCUAGCCUGAAUAGCUGCUGCAACCCGUGGAUCUACAUGAUCUUCAGCGGCCACCUCCUGCAGGACUUCUUGCACUGCUUACCCUGCUGCCAGCGAAUGAAGGCCGACUUCCGCAAGGAGGACUCGGACAGCAGCCUGCGCCGGACCACGCUGCUCACCAAGGCCACCAAUCGGAGUCCCACGGGCAGCUCGGGCAACUGGAAGGAGCUGGACAAUUACCCCAAAACCGCACCGCAGGCCGAAUGAACGCGCAGCUUGGCAACUGUUUACUGGCCUGUGGAAUGGAAAAUGGAAGGUACACAGACAGUUCAAGCCCAGUGAGUGGAAAUAAGGACACUUGCAAAACGAUGUUCCAGUUGGAUUGUGUGUGCCUAUGUUUGGCUCAAGGGUUGAUAGGGAUUUCGGGCAGAAUACAAAUCUGCUAAUAACUCACUUGCCAUGGUGAUAUAUCUCCAUUGGGCUAUUGCUCUCUACGUUGUUCUGUCGAAUUUAGCCGUCUCACACGAAAGUUCAAGAGUGAACGUCAGAAACUGACUGCAUCCCUUUGACAUUGUGUGAACGCAUUCCAUAUAGUGCUAUUCUGCAUUGUAAACAAAAAUUACUUUUCAUGUUAUUGUGUGAAUGCCAUUGUAAAUGAACUGAUGCAAACCUCAAGUGGGUUGGGUUUGGAUGUGACAAUACGAAGGAAAUUCACCUCCAUACACUAUGAUUCCAGCACAAACACGAACGUGAACACACGUUGCACAAGCGAUUAGGGGUGUAAAACAACCAAUUUCAUGACGAUACGAUAACGAUUCUUUGGAUGAUACGAUAUCUAUCGAUAUUGCAAAGUCUGCCACGAUUCGAUUUAAUUCAAGGGUCUUUGAUUGAUUAAUGUGAUGCAUUUCAUCAAAAGACAUAAAAAUAUACAAAGCAUUUUUUCCCAAAAGUAAUUCAAACAUUUGAAACAAAUGCAUUCUUUUUUAUUCAUUACUUGCCAUUGACAGCGAUAUUGUGGUUAAUGGGGACCAGAAACCGCCGCGAUAAGUGAAAAACUGCGAAGAAGCGUAACCUAAUUUAAAAAAAAAAAAAAAUUUAUGUGUGUUCAGUGUAUUUAUUCAGAUUAAGCAUUGGAAAGAGAUACAUAUAAAAACAGGUUUUUUCACUUUUUUCCUCCAAAGUAUAAUAAAAAAAAUGUAUAUAUAUAUAUAUAUAUAUAUUUUUUUUUUUUUAAUGUUUUUUUUUUAGCACUUCAAAUGUAAUAAUGCUGAUAAGUUCUAAACAUGUUACUGUCCCACUGAAUUUCUUAAAACAAGUAUCAAGUAGAAGGAAAAUGCUUGGCUUUAUUAAAUGCUUCAUUGAGUGAGUCUACUCAAAUCCGCUCCAGCUGCUCACUUACACACAAUGAGUUGCCACAGCAACUGUUUAACAAGUUAAACGAUGAUUGACGCAUGCAGCACUUUGAAGUUUGUGACUCUGGCAAGAUCAAACACAUUCACCUGUCAAUCAUCAUUAACUUUAAUAAGCAACUGGGAGGGAGGGAGGGAGAGUGAGACUAUGCAAUUGGCUCGGGACAGCUCAUCAGUUUUUUUUGUUUUUUUUAAUUGAAAAAAAAUCAACGAUGGACUGAGGGCGCGAAGUUUGAAGCGCGAAGUAUAUGUAUGACCGCAUAUAUCGAUAUCGGAUUUUUGGAGUUGGACAAUAUCGGGAUAUCGGUUAUUGGUUAAAAAGUCAUUAUCGAACAACACUAGUGUUAAAACCAAUUUAUAAAAUCAAAAUCUAAAACCUUAGUAAUUUCUAUACCCUCGGUAGAUCAAUUUUAGACUGGACAUUUAAGGAAUAUUUUGACACAUACUAGACAUGGGAAGGUAUGACACGUGGUAGUAAAUAAGGUGGUAAAUUGUCCUUAGUUUGUCUCAUUUUUUUUGUGUUUGGACUCUCAAUGAUGUUGAUGUACAGUAUAAUCACUUUUGCAUUGAAGAAUUGUAUUCCCUAGUUGUUGUUAUUUAUCUCAACUUUUUCAUAGCAGUGAUAGUGAUCAAAGGAUUUAAAAAUGUGUUUUUGUUUAAAUUCAUCCGUCAUUUGUUCCUUUAAAAACUUUGAAGUGUAAUAGAACUAAUAAGUUAUUUGGGGACGGAUUACCUAAUAGUUUACAAGUUACAAAGAUCUUGGGGCAAGUCAUGUUCAAUUGGGGGAAAAAAGGAAAGAAACUGUGACUGAUUGAUUAAGACAGAAAACCCUAAAGCAGACAUGUCCAAAGUCCGGCCCGGGGGCCAAAUGCGGCCCGUGGUCAAAUUUCAUCCGGCCCCCAGCCUCUGUCAUAAUAAUCAUUAACAUCUGGCCCGCAUAGACUUAUUAUAUUGGUCAACAGUACUGCUACCAGCAUAUGAAGUAUCUUACACACUAAAUGCUGCUCCUCAUUUACCCACUAAAAGGAAGCAGCACUCUAAGCAACAUUACCCCGUGUGACCCUUUACUCCCAAUUUUAUAAAAUGGUGACAAUCAACAAAAACUGUUGACUGCGACGGCCGACGCUUCAUGGAUAGGUGGAAAUUGGACUAUUUCUUCACUAAAAUACGCAACAGCUGUGUCUGCCUCAUUUGCAAAGAGACAGUGCGCUGUUUUUAAAUAGUUCAAUGUUAGGCGAUAUUACCAAACAAGACACGCUGACAUGUACGAAAAGAUUACAGGGAAGAAGCGAGAAAUUGAAGCAACUUGAAGCUAGUUUAAUUUUACAGCAGCAUUAUUACAUCACAUAUAACAGCAGUAUUUUGCAAGAGCCCGAGAGUCGAAAGAGAACGCCACAAAGGCUAGUUGUGAGAUUGUUGAAAUUAUUGAUUUUAAAAAAUUAGGGCUGCAGCUAUUGAUUAUUUUAGUAGUCGAUUAAUCGAUGAACUAGUUAGUUCGAAUAUUCGAGUAAUCGGAUAAGGAACAUGAAAAAUACUUGAGCUGAGCCUCAAACGGUAUAAAAAAUAAAUAAGGAUUGACAAAAGAACAAUGGCUAACUUACAUAGCAAAUGUCUGCUAGCUUAAAUGCUAUAAAACACUAACGCUUUUUUUUUUUUUUUUAACAAUGCUCUUGCCAAAUCGUUCAGACACAUAUUCCCACCAAAAAAAAAAAACAAAAACUGCUAAAUAUACCAAUAAACUAAAUUACGAAUGCAUUAAAAAAAAAAAUUAGCUCAAACAAAAACUUGGCUUAUGUUGGUUUUAACAUGGAGCAGCUGGAUUCAGCCAUGUGAAAUGAGGCAGACUAGAGGGCAGUGUAUCACUUUAAUUAAACGAAUACUCGAAGCAGCAAAAUUUAAUUCGAAUCUUUUUUCUUUAAUCGAAUACUGGAGUUAAUCGAUUCAUCGUUUCAGAAAAAAAAAUAAAUAAAGCAAAUGUGACACACAGAAUGGCUUGCUAACAUUUCCUUAAAUAUAUUAUUCUACGUAAAGGACGUCAGCCAAGGUCGGCCCUCCACAUUUUUACCACACCAAAUCUGGACCCCUUUGCAAAAAGUUUGGACACCCCUGCCUUAAAGGAUUGGAUAUAAAUGAAUGAUUUUUCUCCUUCAAUUUUUUUUUGUUUGGUGAAAAAAAAAAAACAAUUACAAAUGUAGCCAAUAACUUCCAAUGUUUGCCUUUCAAAUGCCAACUGAAAAUGGAAAGAACACACAGAUCUGUUUGGAACGUGUGAGCUCUUACUUGGCUCUAACUUUCAGUUUACCCUGUUGCACAGUGAGCCACUUGCAUGAUUUCUUAGUAUCAUUUCUAAGGAAAAAAAAACAAAAAACGUGAAAUGUUCAAUCUAAUUUGACUGGGAGUGUGGCAGCGAUCGCUCGAACAUGUUUACUUAAUGCCAGUCAUCCCAGUUCAAAUGGAUUUGAUGCCUAUCACUGUGAGUGAAUGAGUUAAAAGGUGAGCUCAUGUACAGGAAGUGGCAAUGAAGUCAUGGCAUUGCCUUUAAGCAGACACAGAUUGCUUAAUUUGGCGAUUUAGCUCCGUGUUAGAAUUGCAUGUUCUCGUCGCUUAUAGGAAGCAGAAUUCCAAGGAUCACUUUCAGAGGUGAUUAUAUCUCAAAGCAGUGCAAGACAACCCAACCCUCUUUUUCCUGUCAAUGAUAAAACCUGUUGAAAAGAACAUUUGGACUAUACAGUGGAGCCACGUUAUUUCUCUUAAUGAUCAUCCGUCUUUUUUUUUUUUUUGACAGUUGAAAUGAAUCGUGAGAGAAUCCUUUGAUCAAUUUACACUACGGCCACAUUUUUUGAGUUCUCUAAAGGUCUCUUUUCAUGUCGAUUUGAGGAGGUUUUCAUUUACUGGGCUCCCGCAAUGACAGCUCACGUCUGACUUAAAGCGAUAGGGUGCCCUUUGAAAAUGGCCAACGUUUGUCAAGAUGACUUGAUGUGCAAAGACGGGCCGCAGUUCGGAGGAGCCGGCACACCUCCUGACCCCCGCGCAGCCCUCCCGUGGCCUCUUCAGUAGACGCUAACACAUUCCUCACGUACCACGUCAGCUUUAUUCUCUUCUGGCAUCCUGCGCUGAUGACUGGCUGAGUGGUGGGAAAGGGGGGCUUUGUUUAGGCUUCAGAUGUACACAAUUUCCUGCACGUUAAUGUUGCUGUUUACACUGUAAAUGAGCUUAGCGUUGAGAUGCUUUUUAACAUGUCUACAGUACUGUGCAAAAGUCUUAAGACCACUAUUAGAUUUGUUAUUUUCACAAUGAUAUAAUUGCCACAUUACACAGUGGAAUAUAGAGCUGCUUGAGGUACAAAUGUCAGCAAAUGGGUCAAAAAAAUGUGUGUGCAUGUGUUCGUUCCCUAUGGACUCCGAAACGGCUGGGCGGAUUUUGACGAAAUUUUACACAGUUUUACUUUAUGCGUCUGGGAGUGUUCUUAAAUUGGUUUGAUCUCUGUAGGCCUCCAUUUUGUGUGGAAAAUUAAUUAGAAACUCUAUAAAUUAGCAUAGAAAAUGCGACCUGAUUUUGGAUGUAACAGUGCCAUUUUUAGGCCAAAAGACACAUCUCUUGCGAAUGCAGUGGCGCAGUUGCUUUCAAACUUUUCGCUUUCGUGUACAAAUUUAAAUGUGCAGUGAUGGUAAAUUGUGGCUUUGUGUACUCCACAACAAGACGCUGGAUUUUAAAAGAAAAUUUACAAUUUUCCAGAAUAAUAACAAGGGAUUUAUUUCGGCUGCAUAUCGUAAUCUUUAUAAAGGCUACUUUGUCUGUGUGUUCGUAUUUGAUGGACGCCGAAACGGCUGGGCGGAUUUUGACGAAAUUUUACACUUUUGUACUUCAUGUGUCUGGGAGUGUUGUUCGAUGGAUUUGAUCUCUGUAGGUAUCCAUUGAGUACAAAAAAUUAAUUCGAAACUAAAUUAGCGUGGAAAAUGUUAAUUUUUCAGUUUUUCACCCUAGCAACGCUAGGCCAAACCACAGGCGGAGUUUGACUUUUGGGGCGGGUGGGGUGGGGUGGGGGGUCAUAACAUGUUGAUGACCCCAAAACACAGUGUCAGCAAUAAAAUUAACGUACAAGAAUAUUUAAAAUAAUAAGUUGACAAUGAGCGUUCAUCCAUUGAAUUUGGUAUGCCCGCCGGUGUCGUGCCAAUGUAGUUACCCCAGUCAAAAAUUGUAUCCCCUGGGCGAAGCCAUAUGGAGGUAGAUAUGUGUCUUUAUUAUUCAAUCAAAAAAGGUUGCUUCAAUCAAAAUAUAUAUAUUUUCAACCCAAAAAAAUUGAUUCAAUCAACAACAAAAAAAGUGUUUGAAUGCAAAAACUCAAAAAAAAAAAAAAAAUGCAUGUGAAAGCUAUUGCUCUUUGAUUAAUUUAUAUAUAUGUAUAUAUAUAUAUAUAUAUAUAUAUAUUAGGGCUGUCAAAAUUAUCGCGUUAACGCACGGUAAUUAAUUUUUUUAAUUAAUCACGUUAAAAUAUUUGACGCAAUUAACGCACAUGGCCCGUUCAGAUUAAAAUGACAGCAGUGUGAAAUGUGUACUUGGGUUUUUCGGAGUAUUGGCGCCCUCUGCUGGCGCUUGGGUGCGACUGAUUUUAUAGGCUUCAGUCUUUUAAGAACUACAUGUCUUUCUAUCCAUGGAUCGCUUUAACAGAAUGUUAAUAAUGGUAAUGCCAUCUUGUUGAUUUAUUGUAUUAAUAAAUAAUUUAUUAUAAAAAAAAUUAUUCAUAAAUAAAGUAUUUAAUAAAGAAAUACAGUACUUAUGUGCCGUAUGUUGAAUGGAUGUAUCCAUCUUGUGUCUUAUCUUUCCAUUCCAACAAUAAUUUACAGAAAAAUAUGGCAUAUUUUAUAGAAGGUCUGAAUUGCGAUUAAUUGCGAUUAAUUAAUUUUUAAGCCGUAAUUAACUCGAUUAAAAAUUUUAAUCGUUUGACACCCCUAAUAUAUAUAUAUAUAUAUAUAUAUAUAUAUUUGAUUGAAUCAACUUUUUGAUUGAAGUAAUGUUUAUUGGUGUUUGGCCACAUUUUGGCGAGGACAUUUUUCUCUUUAUUAUUCAAUCAAAAACUAAGUUGCUUAAAGAAAUAUAUAGAUUUUCAAAAAGAAAAAUCACUUCAAUCAAAAAAAGAUCAAUCUCAAGCAUAGAAAAACGUUUUUGAAUGCGAAAAAAUAUUUGAGAUUGAAAAAUUUGCAUUUGAACACUUAAUUUUUCAUUGAAGUUUUCUUUGAAGCAAUCCUUUUUGUGUUUCGGCCAUAAUAUGAUUAGGACAUUUGUGUCUAAAUCAUUCAUUCCCCCCAAAAGUUGCUUCAAUCAAAAAAAA